GAAAGUAAGUACACUUCCUGCUGUAGCAGAAAAAGUAUGGAACGAGAAUAAUGUUUCUACUAACAUCCCCAAAGAAGGGAAAUUAUUCAUAUUUUAUUGCAGUAUCUAGAUGUGGGGGAGAAUCCUGAAUCCUGUGGUGAUUAGCAGAGUUCGUCUCACUUGGAGUGCCAGAAGUCUCUUCACCAUGCAGCUGAAGACUACAGAGUUCAAGUCCUUAUUCAGCGAUGGACUGAAUGGCAUAGCAGAGAUCUUUGAGAAGCACAAGUUUGAGCUGAGGAUAGCAGGGGGUGCUGUGAGGGACCUCUUGUCUGGGGAGCGGCCAGAGGAUGUGGACUUUGCGACCACAGCAACACCAGAGGAGAUGAAGAGCAUGUUCCAGAAUGCAGGGAUCAGGAUGAUCAACAAUAAAGGGGAGAAGCAUGGGACCAUCACUGCUCGACUUCACAAUGAAAACUUUGAAGUGACCACACUGCGUGUAGAUGUUGAGACGGAUGGACGUCAUGCAGAGGUAGAGUUCACAACAGACUGGCAAAAAGAUGCGGAGCGUAGAGACCUCACCAUCAACUCCAUGUUUUUAGGGUUAGAUGGGACCCUAUAUGAUUACUUCCAAGGAUAUGAGGACCUGAAGAACCGAAAGGUUCAGUUUGUUGGCUGUGCUGAGCAAAGGAUUCAGGAGGACUACUUGAGGAUACUACGAUACUUCAGGUUUUAUGGUCGGGUGUCAGUAAAGGCAGCGGAACAUGACCCUGCCACCUUGGAGGCCAUCAGGGAAAACGCCCGUGGCCUGGCAGCCAUAUCAGGGGAGCGCAUCUGGGUUGAGCUGAAGAAGUUGGUGGUGGGUAACCAUGCUGCCCACCUACUAAAGGUCAUGUAUGAGCUGGGCCUGGCUCAGUACAUAGGUUUGCCUGCAGAGGGCGAUGUGGAGGAGAUGAAGCGGAUCUGGCAGCAUGUGAAGGACCAUUCUCCCAAGCCCGUGACUGUUCUGUCGGCCCUGUUCCGCUGCUCCCAGGAUGUGGAGAAGAUGGACCUGAGGCUGAAGGUCUCCAGGGAGGAGAAGAACCUGGGUCUGUUCCUGGUCAAACACAGACAGGACCUCCAUAAGUCCCAGGAUGAUCCAGACAGCCUGAAGCCCUACACUGACUUCAUCAUCGAUAGUCGGGAGGUGGAUGCUCAGAGUAAAGUAUGUGAACUGCUCAAGUACCAGGGAGAGGACAAGUUACUGGCAGAGAUGAGCAGAUGGUCCAUUCCUCGCUUCCCAGUGAGUGGGCAUGACUUGAGGAAGAUGGGCAUCACCUCUGGCAAGGAGAUCGGUACUACCUUACAGAACCUACGAGACGUGUGGAAAAGGAGCCGUUACCAGAUGGACAAAGACGAGCUGCUUUGUCAUGUUAACAAGACAUAAUUCCAGUGUGUAUCCAAUUUGUAAGUCGCUCUGGAUAAGAGCGUCUGCUAAAUGACUUAAAUGUAAUGUAAUGUAUCAGGUGUUAGCCCCUCAUACACAGUGUUGAAUAUGAGAAUGAGAAAGAAACCCCACAAGGACUGAAUCAUAUUUACUGUGUUUAACUAAUUUAUCCCAGUGCAGCACUUAGAGUUUGGGUAUUAUGCUCUCAGCUGCACCGCUGUCCUAUGAAGAAAGUUUGUAAUCAACCUAAGCCACUGCAGUGUCUCAACAUCUGUGGCAUUAUUGAUAUCAGAACUAUUAUUUUGUACAUUUCCUGCCCUGCAAUUCCUUUGAGAUUGGCCAGUCUGCUGUUGGGAUUUUAGUUGGGAUUCAGUCAAUACGAUUAAGUGGAAAACUGGAUAUUUUGCCAAUUCUCAAUGGUGAUUGGAGAGAUUUGAGCAAUGAAAGGCUAAUGAGCCAUGUGGAAUUGUUUUAAAUGCCCUAUAAUCAUAUCUCAGAAAGACGGUCUUCUUUGACCAAUAUAGUGAACUGAAUAAAUCUGUAUUUCAUGGGCUGGGAAAAAACAUGACUCCAGGAAUUUCAUUUUUUUUGUUUUUUUUUGACAACUCAUCAAAUGGCUUGAGGGUGAAAUCAGCUUGUGUAUAGUGUGUUUUCUUUGUGUGUUUUAUCUUAAAUAUUUAGUCUAUUUAAUUAAUGUUUCAUAGAUAAAGCAGAUGGUGUGUAAAAGGUUAAACUAUAGCCUAACUUUGAAAGGAUGAUAUUUAAGUGACACAUAAUAAAGCACAAGCUUUACUUGAA
Messenger RNA from Oncorhynchus gorbuscha (pink salmon), 2200 nucleotides. It is a transcript of the gene trnt1, whose product is annotated as tRNA nucleotidyl transferase, CCA-adding, 1. The record is from RefSeq and is a predicted model, not a curated record. Gene Ontology annotation, molecular function: nucleotidyltransferase activity; RNA binding. NCBI's taxonomy places the organism in Eukaryota, Metazoa, Chordata, Actinopteri, Salmoniformes, Salmonidae. Bases 110 to 1402 code for a protein of 430 amino acids. Gene Ontology annotation, biological process: RNA processing. The transcript is spliced from 8 exons.